AUACAGGGCCAUGGGCAGUUGAGACACUUAUCUAGAGAGAGACAGGGAGGAGAGAGAAAAUAUCAACACGCACAAACAGUCGUCGCCUCUGCUCUUCCAUGUUCGGCGUCUCCAGUCAAAUUGGUGUACACGAGAUUCUUCAAUGUUCUGUGGUUACGCGUUUCUCUCCAAUCAAAUCGUCGGCUUUGGCUUGAUCAAUCUCCCAAUCGUCACUCUUGGCGCAAGACAAGGCAAGCUCCAGCAGAUUCCUGCUCUUGAUUCGUCGCAAUUAUUGAUUGGGGUUUUCUGCGGCAAGCUGGUGUAAAUUCAAUUUUCUUUGAAGUCUGCAAGUUGGAAGAACAAUGGGAGGAGUAUGCUCAGGCGGGACAACAAACAGAAAUUCGGAGACUCGCCUGAAGAGAUUAGGCAAACACCAUUCCGGGAAGCUCAACACAGAAAACAGCUUUAACAAGAAGAAGAAUGAAGAUCCGUAUUUGUAUUCUAAUGAGGAUGCUUUAGGUAAAGCGCCACGUAUGCAUGAUUCCGGGGAGCUGAGAAUUCCAUUUUCCAGUGAAUUGAAGCCAUCGACACCUGCUAGAACUGUGGCUAACAAGGUGCCCCAAGUUAGCUCAUUUUUUGGAAGAGCUGGUGUUGUGGGCCUAGAGAGGGCAGUGGAGGUUCUAGACACACUUGGAAGUAGCAUGUCAAACUUGAAUGCUAGCAGUGGAUUUAUUUCUGGUGUGACUUCAAGAGGAAAUAAAAUAUCCAUAUUGGCUUUUGAAGUGGCUAACACCAUCGUCAAAGGUGCAAACUUGUUGCAAUCUCUUUCUGAGGAAAAUAUCCAGUUCUUGAAGAAAGAAGUUCUGCAUUCUGAAGGUGUACGACUGUUAGUUUCUACGGAUAUGAAUGAGUUGCUGCAUAUUGCUGCUGCUGACAAAAGGGAGGAAUUUGACAUUUUCUCCCGGGAAGUAAUUAGGUUUGGAGAUUUAUGUAAAGACCCACAAUGGCACAAUCUUGGUCGAUUUUUUUCAAAAUUAGAUUCAGACCAUGCAGGCCACAAGCAACUUAGAGAAGAGGCGACAUCGACAAUGCAAGAGCUGACUACUCUGGCUCAGCAUACUUCUGAAUUAUAUCACGAGUUUCAAGCUCUAGAUAGGUUUGAGCAAGAUUAUCAGAGGAAGGUCGAAGAAGUGGAGUCUCUGAAUCUCCCACGAAAAGGAGAGAAUUUCAUGAUAUUACAGAGUGAGCUUAAACAUCAAAGAAAGCUUGUAAGGAGCUUGAAAAAGAAAUCUCUUUGGUCUAAAAAUUUGGAGGAGGUCAUGGAGAAGCUUGUUGAUGUCGUUACCUUCAUACAUCAAGAGAUUUUUGAAGCAUUUGGAACUAAUGGAGUGACACUGGUCAGUGAUGAGCCCAACAACCCUCGAACACUUGGCAAAGCUGGUCUUGCAUUACACUAUGCUAAUAUAAUUAAUCAGAUUGAUAACAUCGCAUCUCGUCCAACUUGCCUCCCAUCAAAUAUGAGGGACACAUUAUAUCAUGCUCUGCCAAUCAGUGUUAAGACAUCUCUACGUUCACAAUUGCACACAGUUGAUGCCAAUGAAGAGCUCACAAUUCCUCAGAUCAAAGCUGAAAUGGAAAAAACACUUCAAUGGCUGGUUCCAAUGGCAACAAGUACAACCAAAGCACAUCAAGGCUUUGGAUGGGUUGGUGAAUGGGCAAACACUGGCUCGGAGUUUAGCAAGAAGACCACAAGCAAUGGUUUGAUCCGACUUCAGACUCUCUAUCAUGCGAAUAUGCAGAAGACAAACAUUUACAUCCUAGAACAGGUUUCUUGGCUUCACCGCUUGAUCAGCCAAGUAAGACAGAGAGACGAUGGAUCCCGGCCUCUGCCUCUUCGAUCUCCAACCUGCAAGGGGCUGGUUUUGAACACUCAGAUGCUGCAGCUCCAGUCCAUGAACUGUAAAAACAGCAAUACCCAUUGUAGUGCCAUUCAACUUUCUCAAGAAGACAUGGACAUGUUGGAAGGGGUGAUCCGGAGGAGGAAGGUUCUCGGACGAAGCAAAAGUCAGGAGUUCUCCACGGCCAAGAAGAGAGGGACUAGAGUCCAUGCCUUGUGCAGGAGCACUGGUAGUUCACCGAGGAAGGAGGAGAUGAGUGCAACACAAGUGUUGGAAUGCCCGAAGAAUGUUUUGGAUGUAAUGGAUGGAUUGAAUCCAACAUUCUUAACUUCAUGAUCCAGAGCAUUCAAAACAUAUAUCCUUUUGUUUUUUUUUUUUGAGUUCUGCGGUAUCCAAAAAAUUUUCCUAUUUUUUAUUUUUUAUUUUCUUUUAUUUUCUUGUAUAUAUUCUUAUAUACAUAUAAAUAUAUAGUAUGGUGGUAUAUUGUAUUAUAUAGGUAAUGAUAUUGGAAUUCUAUUGUACUGAAAUUCCGUCCUACCUGAAUACAGCUAUAGAAACAGUGGUCUAGGCUAUAAUAUAUUAAUAUUGG
Messenger RNA from Malania oleifera, 2466 nucleotides. RefSeq names its product protein PSK SIMULATOR 2-like. Bases 342 to 2213 code for a protein of 623 amino acids. NCBI's taxonomy places the organism in Eukaryota, Viridiplantae, Streptophyta, Magnoliopsida, Santalales, Ximeniaceae. Gene Ontology annotation, biological process: positive regulation of growth. The transcript has 13 exons. The record is from RefSeq and is a predicted model, not a curated record.